Molecule: messenger RNA, 2675 nt
Organism: Wyeomyia smithii (pitcher-plant mosquito)
Lineage: Eukaryota; Metazoa; Arthropoda; Insecta; Diptera; Culicidae
Exons: 7
Coding region: 264-2660 (798 amino acids)
Biological process (GO): axon guidance
Cellular component (GO): cytoplasm
Molecular function (GO): guanyl-nucleotide exchange factor activity
Source: RefSeq, a predicted model, not a curated record
GUCUCCAAAACAUGUAUUUGUGUGUAGACUCUUUUCUACAAUAUAUUGCAUAGCAAAGAAUCCCUGUAACUGAAGGUAUAGCCGUUCUAUGGUGCGUUUUUAUCUCUCGUGAUAACAAAAUCUUUAUCAGCGUCAACGUUUUGAUACCAAACCAUUGAGUAGUAUGAUAAGAAGCACUCAAUUGAAGGCAGAAUUUCGACAGUAGCAGACAUGAGAUUGUUUCAACUGUGACAUAUGGCAAUUUCUUGUAGUGGACACGAAAAAUGAAGAAGAAAGGUCCUCCGACUCCUCCGAAAACCUAUCGGAGGCUCGACAAACCAACGCCGAUCCCACAAGUGAACAAGUUCUACGACAGUGGUAUUUCCGAAGAUGUUGACCGGUCGAGUGAAAGGUGUAUAGAUCGUUCGAAGAGCGUACGAGAGCUGAGAGAAGAAUUCACUAAAAUUAAUUUCAUUCCAAUGAGAAUCAGUUCGCCAAAGUUGUCGGUAUCGCCACAGCAAUCAGUUUCAUCUACGAAAUCAGUUUCGCCAAAGCUAUCGGUUUGGCCAAUUUCGUCAAUUCCGCCAAAACCACCGAUUCUGCCGAAGCCAACGAAUACAAAGAAGCAGAGCGAAUACUGCUACAAUGAUUGUUAUGAUGAUAGCAAUACGUAUGAUGCAGUUUCCUUCAGUGACUCUGAGGAGGGAUUUUACGAUUCGGUAUCCAACGACGAGUCGGACCAUCCCCGGAAUGCCGUCGAGGAGCUUCUUCAAAACGAACGGAAAUACGUGGAAAGGUUACAGUAUUACAUAAACAAACUGGUGCCACUGAUGUAUCAGCACAACAUAUCAAAUGGCCUCAGAUUCCAGAAAAACAACGUCUUUACGAACAUCGAAUCCAUUCAAGCUAUGCAUCACAACACCUUUCUGCCUGCACUGGAAAGUUGUGGAAACGACGCGGAAAACAUUGCUCUCACCUUUAUGCAACUGAUAGAAAAUGGUACCUUCUACUGUUACGUCCUGUACGCUCUAAAUAAGCAUAAAUCUGAGAAGAUUUGCGAUGCCAAUAAAGACUUCUUUAAACAUGCAUACUCGGAUCUAACCCAAUUUCUAUUGGAGCCUGUCCAACGAUUGCCAAGGUAUAGAUUGCUACUCAAAGAAAUGGGCAAGGAGGCCAGUCGGAACGGUACAAACAUAGCAGCUCUGGACAAGGCUGAACGUCUUCUUUCUCGGUUGAUUGAACUAGCGGAUGCAGCGGUAAAUUUGAGUGACAUUCUACCCUUUCUGGAGGUCCAGAAUCAACCAGGACGAUCACUAGAAUUGAACUACCAUAAAGACUUGCCUUUGACGUUAAUCCUGCGACCUGAAUUGUUCAAAAACGCUGCACAAAGAGAUCCUAUAAAUCUAUUAAACCAAGGAAAACUAGAAGACUAUCUCGAAUUAAAAAUCUAUGACUACAACGAGCGUCGUCGAUAUCAGUCCAAAAUCUUUCUUUUCGAAAAUCUUCUACUGUACACUGAGAUCAUAAAAGCGAAACUGGAAUACAGAGGUCACUAUUUGGACAGUGAAGUUAAUUGUACAAUAGAAGAAACACUCAAGCUGGAAGUCUGUUCAAAGUGUUGUACUCAAAAAAUUGAAGUGCAUUUUGAUACUUUUUCAAAGUUGAAAUUUCUUGAGGAUCACAUAGAAAAGAUGCGCCGACGAUUCCGCCGUUCACAAGCUGAGGAAUUGAUCAAUGAAAAACAAAGACACUCACAGGAAACACUAGAUUCGAAGGGGAAUACCAGGCAAAAAGUAGCUGAAGUACAAGACACUGAAUGGUAUAUUAGAGAAUUACAGCGAUCGUUAGUACUGAAUCAGCAACAAUUUUGUGACGUUUUGCAGGUAAACUAUGAAUAUUAUCUUGGUGGUGAUGUACCUGAAUCAUUUAGAGGAAUAUACGACCUACACCGAGAGCGAAUUUUGCCUGAUUUGACAAGCUCCAUAGCGCUUGACAACAUGUGUGAUUUAUUCGUUUCCUAUCUUGCGGAAAACGUAUUGGCUCCAGUGUAUAACGACUACUUACGAGAAUUUAAAAUGGCGACUGAAAACAUCAAGCCAGAUUAUAAUCGUAUGGCACCCGGAGUUACAUACAGAGUGGAGGAUUUUACCUGCCUGUGCAUUAAGCAGCUGAAGGUGUAUUGCGAUUUCUUCAACGACGUAUGCGCCCGAAUGGCCGAAGACAGCGCUGCAAAUAAUCGAGUCGAUUUGGAUCUGUUUCGGAAAGUUGCUAGCACCCAGAAGGAGCUGGACCAGUUUGUGCACAAUACUGAACAAAACUUUGAACUGUUCAACAUGGGUCGCCAGGCCGUAGACUGUGGACUGGUGCGAUACAGUGAAGCGGUCCAAUUGCAGGUGGAUAAUAAAACGACGGAAGAGUGCCGCCUGUUUAUCAACGAACUAGCGGCGGUUUGUGUUAGUGUUCAAAGAAAUAACAGAAAUGAAGAGCACUAUCGACAAAUAAUAUUUAUCGAUAAGUUCCGCGGACGUAGUGGACCUAUGGGUAUGCGGAAUAGCAAGAAGACUGAAUCUAGGCUAAAUUUUGUGAUCGAUAAUUUUAAGUAUAAAAUAAUUUUUAGCAACCAACAGGUUACUGAACGGUUUAGACAACAGUAUAUUACUAAUUUUGUGCUGGUAAAAUAAAACCACGCUGUGUUU